Molecule: messenger RNA, 711 nt
Organism: Drosophila novamexicana
Lineage: Eukaryota; Metazoa; Arthropoda; Insecta; Diptera; Drosophilidae
Product: membrane-associated progesterone receptor component 1
Exons: 2
Coding region: 27-647 (206 amino acids)
Cellular component (GO): endomembrane system; membrane
Source: RefSeq, a predicted model, not a curated record
UCUUACAGAUUUUCAGCACGCCAGAUAUGUCUGAAAAGAAUGGGCAGACCAAAUCGCUCGAAGCAAAGUUACCCUGGUACUACAAUGUAUACAAUACCAUCAAGGAUACGCCCAUUAAUCUGACGCUGCUUCUCGUCUCGGCCUUUGUUUUCUAUAAAGUGGUUAACAUUACCCGCCAACGGCGUAAUCUUAAUCGUAUCCGGACUUUCUUUGGCUACGACAAAGGCAAUCAGAUAUCGCAGCUACCGCCGCUGCAUCGUGAUUUUACCGUUAAAGAGUUACUCGAAUAUAAUGGCACUCAAGAAGAUGGACGUAUUCUGGUAGCGGUCAAUUUUAAUGUAUAUGAUGUGUCCUGUGCCAAGCACUUUUAUGGCGAGGGUGGCACAUACCCUCAGUAUGCAGGCUGUGAUAUAUCGCGCAGUCUAAUUAACUUUUCAGCGGAGCGAAAUGACUGUCUGGACUUUGAUGAUCUUAGCGAUUUAACUGCAAAGCAGAGGAGCACAUUAGUGGAGUGGGAUCAACAAUAUGCUGAAAAAUAUCCUCUUGUUGGCCAUUUAAUGCGUGAAGAAGAGCCACCCAUAAUUGAUGCAAACGAAGAGGACAAAAACGCGGAACUUGAGAAAUUAUUGGAAGAAUACAACAUGUAACUUAUUUAAAAAUUUAUUGUUACAAACCUCAAAUACAUGUAAACUGAAAAAAAAUUAAAAAGCU